AUGACCGACCGCUCGUUCAAGCUCAACACCGGCGCCGAGAUACCCGCGCUGGGUCUGGGCACCUGGCAAUCGAAACCCGGCGAGGUCGCCUCGGCCGUCGAGUACGCCGUCACCCACGGCUACCGCCUCGUCGACGGGGCCUACUGCUACGGCAACGAGGACGAGGUCGGCCAGGGCCUCCGGGCCGCGUUUGCCAAGGGCGUCAAGCGCGAGGACGUCUUUGUCGUGUCCAAGGUCUGGGCCACCUACACGUCGCGCGUCGAGCUGGGCCUGGACAAGACGCUCAAGAGCCUGGGCCUCGACUACGUCGACCUGUACCUCGUGCACUGGCCGCUUCUCAUGAACCCCGAGGGCUCCGACGACCGGUUCCCCAAGCUGCCCAACGGCGAGCGCGACAUCAUCCGCGACUACAGCCACAUCCAGAUCUGGAAGAACAUGGAGACGCUCGUCGGCACCGGCAAGACCAAGGCCAUUGGUGUUUCCAACUACAGCAAAAAGUACCUCGAGGAACUGCUCCCCGUCGCCACGGUCGUCCCCGCCGUCAACCAGAUCGAGAACCACCCGGCCCUCCCCCAGCAGGAGAUUGUCGACCUCUGCCGCGCGCGCGGCAUCCACGUCAUGGCCUACAGCCCCUUUGGCAGCACGGGCGGCCCGCUGUUCACGGCCGCGCCCAUUGCCGCCAUCGCCGCCAAGCACAGCGUCCCGCCCGCCGCCGUCCUGCUGAGCUACCACCUGGCGCGCGGCAGCACCGUGCUGGCCAAGUCGGUCAGCGACGCGCGCAUCGAGGCCAACAAGACGGUCGUCGACCUGGACGCCGAGGACGUGGCGGCGCUCGACGCGUACUCGGCCCAGCUGACCAAGGACGGCCAGCUGCAGCGGUUUGUGUACCCGCCGUUUGGCAUUCCCUUUGGCUUCCCGGACAAGCCGUAG
Sporothrix brasiliensis 5110 is the source of this 930-nucleotide messenger RNA. Its product is annotated as glycerol dehydrogenase. Gene Ontology annotation, molecular function: aldose reductase (NADPH) activity. Bases 1 to 930 code for a protein of 309 amino acids. The transcript is spliced from 3 exons. The record is from RefSeq and is a predicted model, not a curated record. NCBI's taxonomy places the organism in Eukaryota, Fungi, Ascomycota, Sordariomycetes, Ophiostomatales, Ophiostomataceae. Gene Ontology annotation, cellular component: cytosol.